This is a messenger RNA of Leishmania braziliensis MHOM/BR/75/M2904, 2241 nucleotides long. RefSeq lists its product as hypothetical. Gene Ontology annotation, biological process: magnesium ion homeostasis. The transcript has a single exon. The record is from RefSeq and is a predicted model, not a curated record. Lineage: Eukaryota; Euglenozoa; Kinetoplastea; Trypanosomatida; Trypanosomatidae. The coding region runs from base 1 to 2241 and encodes 746 amino acids.
AUGAAGCGAAAUCGUUUUUGUGCCCCGACCGGGCGGUCGAUUCGCCUCUGCAUCACAUUCGCCGCGUACGGCCUUUAUCUCGCUGCGGCAUUUAGUGCAACGGCACACCCAUUCCGGAAGGACGCCUUGGGGAUCAUGAGGGAGAAACUGGGGAGCGUCACCCCAAAGCAGAAGAGGCGUUUCUACAUUCUCCUCGAUCACUUGCUUCGAAUUUGCUUGUACGCCUUCCUGUCCGCGGUCUUCGCUGGGCUGACGCUCGGCGUAAUGUGCGCCAACACCUUUACCCUCGAGAUUAUCGCGGAGAGCGGGCCGAAGCCGGAUUGCAAGUACGCAGCGACGUUGCUGCCGCUGCGCAAACAAGGGCACAAGACGCUCUCCACUCUCAUCAUCUCCAACAUGCUGUGCAACGUUCUCAUUGUCCAGGAGUUCAGCGAUGUCUUUGAUGUUGUAGAGGCCAUCCGUACGAGGGGCACGAUCACCCACGUGGUCGACGAUAGCGGCUCCGGUAUUUGGAAGUUCAUCGUGAGCACAUUAGUCAUUGUGCUGUUUGCUGAGAUUUUGCCCAUGUCCAUCUGCUGCUCGAAGUACUCGCUGCGUGUCGCCGCGGCCGGCUCCAUUUUUGUGAAGGUGGCGAUGAUCCUCACAUAUCCGCUGUCUGUUUCUCUGGGUUGGUUCCUCGAUGUUGUGGUGGGUAGCGAGGAGACAGGGCAGCUGUACGACAAGAAGGAGCUGCGCAAGCUGAUGGUGAUGCACUACGAACGCGGCGGUGGGGAUGACGCGCGCAUGCCUAAGUCAGAGUUGAAUCUUUUGCUCGCAGCCAUGGAUUUCCACGAGCGCAAAGUGCGCGAUAUCAUGACACCGAUCGAGAAGGCAACGUACGUCCGCAACACGGACCUCAUCACACCGGACUUUGUGGAGAUGUUGUGGAAGUCGGGUCGCUCACGAGUGCCGGUCGAGUCAGCGCCUGGAGUGUUUGAGAGCAUCCUCGUCGUCAAGGACUUGAUGACGGUGAACACGUCCUUGGAACUUUCGCCGCUGACAGUGGCGCAGGUGGUCAAAUCAAAGAACCGCCGGUUCGCGAUGGUGUGCACCAUUACGUCGCUGCCGUCAAUGCUCAAACUCUUUCUGGAGGAACAGACGCACAUGGCAGUCGUCUUCGAGGAGGAUCCUCACAGCGUGGGCGCAGCGAUCCCGGCGAUCGUGACGGAUGUUGGCUCGAUGUGGCGGGUGGAGCCUUCCGCGUCGCGCAGCUUUGCAUCGACCCACCCCAAAAUUGUCGGCAUUCUCACAAUGGAGGACGUUGUGGAGGAGCUGCUGGCGUCCGAGAUCUACGACGAGUACGAUCGCUAUAACGCGGUGGAGCAAGAGCCGCUCUACGCUACUGUCGACAUUCCCGGCAAUGGCCGCUACCCCGAGACUCUUCACUUACCGAAAGAGCCCGAAACGCCGCCGCGCGUCAACUUCUACUCGUACUUUACCCACCCAACUGAGAGCAUCCUGCUAACCGAUUCUCAGGUGUGGGCAGUCGCGUACUACCUCAACCGCACGGUUUCUUGCUUCUACAGCUGGCAGCCGGCAUACAUCAAGUUGCUAUUGGAGGAGUCUAAGGACCUGCAGCUGUGCUCCAUCACUCCCAGUCAGCUUAGCAGCACAGCGGAUUUGCCUUCGAUCAUGCCACCUGGCCAGACGCCCGACAUCCCCAGCAUGAUUAGUUCGCAGACAUCCGGCGUGCUGGGGAUGGCGUCGCGGUCCGAGUUCUUCUUCAAGGGCGGGCACACUCAGUUUCUCAACGCGGCGAGCGACCAAUCGCACAUUUUGUACUCGCGCGGCAUCCGCUCUGACCGCUUACUCCUCGUGCUGGGCGGUUGUGUGGAGCUGCUUGUCGGCUCUGAGGGCUUCCGCUCGAAGCUGCAGAGUUUUAACUACAUCGGCGAGGGGGCCCUCACGACGCCGCUCUUUAUCCCCGACUUCAGCGCCGUUGUGCUCACGGCGGCGCGUGUUUACAGCAUCCCCAAGGCGCUUUUUGACAAGUACUACCAUUAUCAGUCCAUCAACCGUGAACGUAGCAGCAAUGUGUGCGUCCUUGGCCCGAGCUUACAGAGCACGCUGCGCCCCUCCGUGUCUCGUCAUGCUAUGACCACCAUGGCCGGCAGCGAGUGUGAUAGUCUCCUUGGUCACCGCACGGAUGGCAUUCAAGCGCUGCAGAGGCAGUACGGUACCACGAGCAAGAGGACGGGGUAG